Molecule: messenger RNA, 2568 nt
Organism: Nematolebias whitei (Rio pearlfish)
Lineage: Eukaryota; Metazoa; Chordata; Actinopteri; Cyprinodontiformes; Rivulidae
Product: oxysterol-binding protein-related protein 10
Exons: 13
Coding region: 1-2316 (771 amino acids)
Cellular component (GO): intracellular membrane-bounded organelle; cytosol; membrane
Molecular function (GO): cholesterol binding
Source: RefSeq, a predicted model, not a curated record
AUGGAAAAGACCGUGUGCAGUUCGCAUCCCAACAAAAGCAACUCCUCGUCCAGGAAGCCCGGGGGUCGGAGCGGCUCCCACAGCCCCGGCUCGGGCUCCCUGUGCGGCCCGGCCGGAGCGGGAGGCAGCCGGGGGACGGUGCAGGGCAGCGGCGUGAAUGUCCAGCAGCAGCAGGGGCGCAGGAGGCAGCUGGAAGGAGUGCUGAGCAAAUACACCAACCUGCUGCAAGGCUGGCAGAACAGGUACUUUGUGUUGGACCCAGAGCUAGGCCAGUUGCAGUACUUUGUCAACGAGCAGGGGAAGAACCAGAAGCCCAGAGGGUGCCUGCCUCUGAUCGGUGCCUCGGUAACAACGAGCGAUGAAGCUUCCUACAUGUUCAUCGUAAACUCUGUCAACGGGGAGCUGUACAAACUCCGAGCUGCAGACGCUAAGGAGCAGCAGUUUUGGAUCAGUCAGCUGCAAGCGUGCGCCAGACGCCACUCUGACUGCAGUGCUAAGGUGAGGAAAUUAAAAGGCUCAGAUGAACACCUGAGUGUGGAGAGAGCAGGAGGGCAAGAAGUGCUGGGCUCCUCAUCCUCUGGCCGGGCCCGUAGCUUCUCCCUCCUCCCCCACCUUACUCCAUCUUCAUCUCCGAGUUCCCAGAGGCACGCGGGCCACACGGCCUCAUCCGGCAACAUCGUCACCAUCACCCACCACAAAUCUCCAGCCGCAGCUCGCCGAGCACAGAGUCAGUAUCCAGGACAGCUGCUGGAGGUCAAGGAGGUGAUGGCCCAAGCUGAGGGUCAACAGAAGAACCUGGUCCACUCCAUUGACUCUCUGCCAACCAAAGGCCCGCUCUCGUGUUUGGAUCAGGACCUGCUGCUGCUCAAAGCCACGUCGGCCGCCACACUCAGCUGCCUGGGAGAAUGCCUGAACAUCCUCCAGAGCCACAGCCAGGCGCCGCCUCCGACCCAGACCUCCCGUCGUUACUCCCACGGAGCCUCCUCCGAUGGUGUUCCUGUGUGGACGGUACCAAAGUCACCUUCAGGCGAGCAGCUGAAGGACGAAGGUCUGACUCCUCUGCGAUCGUCCGAGCUCUCCCCGGCCUUCAGGAGGAGGACUCUGUCCCACGGUGCUGAGCACCACUCAGGGCUGGAGGACAUCAGUCCCAGUGAAGAGGUGACGGACACCGAGGACAAUGAGGAGGAGGAUCUGGGGGUCCUGGACGACCAGCGGAGCAUCAUUCUCCACCUGCUGUCCCAACUCAAACUGGGGAUGGACCUGACCCGGGUGGUGUUGCCCACGUUCAUUUUGGAGAAGCGCUCGCUGCUGGAGAUGUACGCCAACUUCAUGGCCCACCCCGACAUGUUUCUGUCCAUCACAGCCGGCGCCACGGCUGAGGACCGGAUCAUCCGCUUUGUGGAGUACUACCUGACCGCUUUCCACGAGGGGCGGAAAGGAGCCGUGGCCAAGAAGCCCUACAACCCCGUGCUGGGAGAGACCUUCCACUGUUCGUGGGAAGUACCUCGAGAUAAAGUCAAACCUCUGGUCCGAUCGAACCAGGGCACCCCCGGAAAUAAUCCCAACAACGAGGACUCGGGAAGAGGCUGCUACAGGGUCCGAUUUGUUGCGGAGCAGGUGUCCCAUCAUCCACCGGUGUCCGGGUUUUACUGCGAGUGUCGAGAGCAGAGGAUGUGCGUCAACACCCACGUGUGGACCAAGAGCAAGUUCAUGGGCAUGUCUAUAGGAGUGUCCAUGGUGGGGGAGGGAGUCCUGUGUCUCCUGGAGCACGAGGAGGAGUAUGUCUUCACGCUGCCCUGCGCCUACGCCCGCUCCAUCCUCACGGUUCCCUGGGUGGAGCUGGGGGGCAAAGUCUCCAUCAACUGCGUCAAGAGCGGCUACUCGGCCACGGUGACGUUUCACACGAAGCCUUUCUACGGAGGGAAGGUGCACAGAGUGACGGCGGAGGUCAAACACAACCCGACCAACACCAUCGUGUGCAAAGCUCAGGGCGAGUGGAACGGCACGCUGGAGUUCACCUACAGCAGCGGAGAAACCAAAGUGCUCGACACGACCAAACUUCCUGUCAUCAGGAAGAGGUUGCGACCUCUGGAGAAGCAGGGCUGGACCGAGUCCAGGCGGUUAUGGCAACGUGUGACCAAGUCUUUGAAGGAGGGGAACAUGGACGAGGCCACAGAGCACAAACACCGACUGGAGGAGAGUCAGAGGGUGGACGAAAGACAGAGAGCAGCUGCCAACAAGCCAUGGAAACCCAAGUACUUCACUAAAGAGGGAGACGGUUGGAUCUACAACAACCCGCUGUGGAAGUCCACCUGACAUCAGACCUGCCUUUCUUCACGGACACAAACUGCAGUCUCAAACUGAGGACAGGACUCAAAGCAAAGGUGCGGCGUCCCCCUCGGCCUCACGGACGAACCGAGCGACAAACAAAAGGUGCCAAAAGGGUUUCCACUGCAGAACCAGGAGAGUGAAGACACGGGACUGAAGAACAGUUUUUUAGUAUUACAAGUAGAAUAUUUCUAUUUUCCACUUUUUCUAAAGGCCUUCUUCUUCCUCUUCACAACAUGU